This is a messenger RNA of Aphidius gifuensis, 1438 nucleotides long. RefSeq lists its product as uncharacterized. Gene Ontology annotation, cellular component: transcription regulator complex; nucleus. Gene Ontology annotation, molecular function: DNA binding. The coding region runs from base 169 to 1131 and encodes 320 amino acids. The transcript has 3 exons. Gene Ontology annotation, biological process: regulation of transcription by RNA polymerase II. NCBI's taxonomy places the organism in Eukaryota, Metazoa, Arthropoda, Insecta, Hymenoptera, Braconidae. The record is from RefSeq and is a predicted model, not a curated record.
CGCCUAGCGUUUCGCUCACAUACAUAAAAUCAUAAACAAUGUUUGUAACAGUGUUAGUGUUGAACUGUCAGAGUGGCAGUAAAUAACAGUAAUAAAUAAUAAUCAGUAUUUACCUGGUAUUGAUGACUGGACUGUGACUGGACGUGGAUACAUCAUUUUUUAAAAACAAUGUUAUUCACAUCAAAUGAAGAUAAACUACUUGUUGACUCAGUUCGUGAUCAGCCUGCUUUAUACCAGUUAACUCAUAAAAAAUAUAAAAAUUCAGUUUACAAAGAUCAAUUAUGGACCGAUAUUGCUACAUCUCUUGAUAAAUCCAUAGAUAUGGUGAAAGCCAGAUGGAAAAAUAUACGUGAUACUUACAAUAAAAGAAGAAAAAGACUUGGUACAGGUUCACGAAGAGCUCAAAAACAUCCAUGGCUAUUAGAAGCUCAUUUAAAAUUUUUAGAGACAAUUGAAAAUCCAAAAAAAAAGUCAUCUACUGAUGUUACUCCUGUCCCAGAUGAUUUAGUGAAUUUUAGAAAAAAAAAGUGUGUAGAUGUAGAUGUAGAUGUAAAUGAUGAUGAUAAUGAUGAUGACGAUGGUGAUAAUGAUGAUGAUGAUGAUGAUGAUGAUAAUAAUGAUAUUGACAAUCAUAAAAAAUAUUUGGGUAACAAAGAAAAUGGCAAUGACUUAUUAAAAAUGUCAAAGCUGAUAAAACCAUGUCCUAAAAAAAUAAAACGAUACGAAAAUCAUUUGUCUUCAUCGUCUGUUAAUUCUUCAUCAACACGUAUAAGCAAAUCUGAUGAUAUUUUACCAAAUGACAAUGUAAAAUUGUAUAAAUCUUUGCAUCAGCUGUAUAAUCGACCAGUAGAAGAUCCAAUUGAUCUUUUUUUCAAGUCAGUAGCUGCACAAGUAAAAGAACUUCCUCCUCAUAUUGUGCCUGAUGUGAGAAUGAAAAUUACAAAUAUAAUUUGUGAAUACGAGAAAUCUUACAAAUUCUCUUAUGGACAGGUGAUGAUUAAUCAACAACAACAACCAGAACAAAAUUUAAAUUCUUCCUGCUAUCAGAUUCCAACAAUCACACACCCAUUGAUCGCUACUUCAUCCUCUUCAACAGAUUGUUCUGCUGAUGGAACUCAAUUGAUAACAUGAGUAUCACUCAGUAUAUCUCUGUAUCAAUGUGGAAAAUUCAAAUGUAUUUUAAUUCCCAUAGGUGGAUAGCUAGGAAAUAAUAUAAAUAGUUAAUAUCAUAAUUAAAUAAGAAUAAAAAAAAAAAAUGUUAAUAUUAAAUGCAUUUAUUUAUACAUUUACAUUAAAGUGACAAAUUAUGUACAAAUUAACUUUGAUGAUUUUUAAUAACAACUGUAAAACAAUUGUAAAAAUGAAUCUAUUUUUGGUUUUUUAAAUAAUAAAUAAAUAAAAAAUUCAAAAAACAAAUCUAAUACUUGAAAUUUAACUU